Messenger RNA from Sorex fumeus (smoky shrew), 1559 nucleotides. It is a transcript of the gene ZFYVE19, whose product is annotated as zinc finger FYVE-type containing 19. Bases 82 to 1242 code for a protein of 386 amino acids. Gene Ontology annotation, biological process: mitotic cytokinesis checkpoint signaling; abscission. Gene Ontology annotation, molecular function: phosphatidylinositol-3-phosphate binding; metal ion binding. The record is from RefSeq and is a predicted model, not a curated record. Gene Ontology annotation, cellular component: centrosome; cleavage furrow; midbody. The transcript is spliced from 11 exons. NCBI's taxonomy places the organism in Eukaryota, Metazoa, Chordata, Mammalia, Eulipotyphla, Soricidae.
GUGAAGGUUCUUGGGGCUCGCAAGCUGGUGGGCUUGAUCUCGGCUCUGUGGGGGUCGUGCAGCGCGGCGCGGGGAGCCGGGAUGGAGAGUCGGUGCUACGGCUGCGCUGUCAAGUUCACCAUCUUCAAAAAGGAGUACGGCUGUAAGAAUUGUGGCCGGGCCUUCUGUUCUGGCUGCCUUCACUUCAGCGCUGUGGUGCCCCGGGCUGGCAAUACCCAACAGAAAGUCUGCAAGGAGUGCCAUGAGGUCCUGACCAGAGGAUCUUCUCCCAAUACCUCCAAAUGGUCACCUCCUCAGAACUAUAAGAAGCGCGUGGCAGCCUUGGAAGCCAAGCAGAAGCCCAGCGCUCCCCAAAACCAGGGCCUGAGCCACCCCGACCAACUCAUUGCUGAGCGCCUUGCGCGGCUCCGCCAGGAGAACAAGCCCAAGUCAGUACCCUCACCAGCCGAGAUAGAGGCCAGGUUGGCUGCGCUGCGAGAUGAACCCCAGCGUCCCAUCCCUUCCACCCAGGAAAUGGAGGCGCGGCUCGCUGCCCUGCAGGGCAGACCUCCACCUGCACAGGCCUCUCAGCCGGCCCAUCAGCCACCGGACACCAGGACCCAGACUCAGCAGGCACAGGAUCUGCUGACUCAGCUGGGAGCUGAGGUGGCCAUUGACCAGAGCUGGGAGCUGGGAGGCCCAGCUGCACCCCUACAGAAGGCCUGCAACCAGGACGGCCCCGGGAGCAGCAACUGGUCCCCGGAGGAGGAGAAGAGCAGGCUGCUGGCUGAGGCAGCUGUCGAGCUGCGGGAGGAGAAGACGAGGCAGGAGCGGACUCUGGCCCUGGCCAAACGAUUGGCUGUGCUGCAGGGACGGGACCCCGAAAAAGUGACACUUCAGGACUACUUCCCCGACAGUGAUGAUGAGGACGAGGAGACAGCCGUCCAGAGACUCCUGCGGCAGCUCACCGAGGAAGCUGCCCUGGAUGAGGCAAGUGGCUUCAAUAGCCCCCGGGAUUCAGCUCUGCCACCCCAGGCCCCAUCCUGCAGGCCACGGGCUAAGGCCCAGACCAAGGAGGAGGAGGAGGAAGAGGAGGAGCUCCCCUGGUGCUGCAUCUGUAACGAGGAUGCCACCCUCCGCUGCCGUGGCUGUGACGGAGACCUCUACUGUGCCCGCUGCUUCCGGGAAGGCCAUGAUGACUUUGAUCUUAAAGAGCAUCAGGCAUCAACCUACUGCCCCCCACGUGCCAGCCGAGAGCGCUGAGGACUCCCUGGAGAGGCAGUUCUUUGCACUGGGAUGCCCAUCUCUGACUCGGCCGCAGGGACUCAUGAGAGGCGAGACUGCUGGUGGAUGUGCCCUUUCCCCAUCCUCCAUUUCCCGGGACAAGAAAGAGCCUCCAUUUCAGACAGCGACCAGAGUAGCUGAUGAAAAGAUGGAGUUGGGAACACUCCAGCUUCAAAGCCCAAACUGGAAUGAGAAGCAUGAAGGAGAAAGACCAGACUAAAUCUGCAAAGCCAAGCUGAAUCUUCCAGGGCUCUUCCUUGGUACUUAGUGUAUACAAUAAAGUACAUUGGCUCAGA